CCCCCCUCCCCCGCGCCUCGGCUCCCGCAUCCCUCCAUCCAACCCUGUGCCGCAGCCGCAUCACCACCGCAGCCCAGGCAGAGCCCAGUCGGCCCAGGCCCCUGUCUCUGCCUGGCUUCGGCUCCCCGCCCCCAACCACGCACCUUACCGGCACAUCCCUGGGAGGUCUAGUCCGGUGCCCCCAGACCCCGGCCUCCAGCACAGAGGCAAGAGGCAGAGAGCAGCAGCGGAGGCGGGAGGACGAAGAAGGGGAGGAGGAGCCCGUCGCAGGAUGAAGGAUCGGACUCAGGAGCUGCGGAGUGCGAAAGACAGUGAUGAUGAAGAGGAGGUGGUCCAUGUGGAUCGAGACCAUUUUAUGGAUGAGUUCUUUGAGCAGGUGGAAGAGAUCCGGGGCUGCAUCGAAAAACUGUCUGAGGACGUGGAGCAGGUGAAGAAACAGCACAGCGCCAUCCUUGCCGCCCCCAACCCAGAUGAGAAGACUAAACAGGAGCUGGAGGACCUCACAGCGGACAUCAAAAAGACGGCCAACAAGGUCCGGUCCAAGUUGAAAGCGAUCGAGCAAAGCAUCGAGCAGGAAGAGGGGCUGAACCGUUCCUCGGCGGACCUGCGCAUCCGCAAGACCCAGCACUCCACACUCUCGCGGAAGUUCGUGGAAGUAAUGACCGAGUAUAAUGCAACCCAGUCCAAGUACCGGGACCGCUGCAAGGACCGCAUCCAGCGGCAGCUGGAGAUCACUGGCAGGACGACCACCAAUGAAGAACUGGAAGACAUGUUGGAAAGCGGGAAGCUGGCCAUCUUCACGGACGAUAUCAAAAUGGACUCGCAGAUGACAAAGCAAGCACUAAAUGAGAUCGAGACAAGGCACAACGAGAUCAUCAAACUGGAGACCAGCAUCCGAGAGCUGCACGACAUGUUUGUGGACAUGGCCAUGCUUGUGGAGAGCCAGGGCGAGAUGAUCGACCGCAUCGAGUACAACGUGGAACAUUCCGUGGACUACGUGGAACGAGCCGUGUCCGACACCAAGAAAGCUGUGAAAUAUCAGAGCAAGGCGCGGAGGAAGAAAAUCAUGAUCAUCAUUUGCUGUGUGGUGCUGGGGGUGGUCUUGGCGUCAUCCAUUGGGGGGACCCUGGGCUUGUAGGCCCCUACCCUUCUCUUCCCCUGGACCUCCCCACACAUCGGGAGCAAUACCCCCACCUCCCUUUCACUCUUUUCCCUGCUCCAAGCUCACCCCCAAAAACGGACCCAGGCAGUUCCAGCCACUCUCCCCCUCAUGCAGACCCUGGAGUUCCUGGCUCUCACCUUGCCAUGGAUCCCCCUCCACCUUGCCGCACAUAGAUAGCAGCAGGCGUGAUCACACAUGCACACGGACAUGCAUGCCGAGGGCACAUGCUCAAGGGCACCCCAGCGUGUGUGUGUAUUUGUGUAGAUGUAUGUAGAAGCCCCGAACCUUUUCUUGCUGCCACCUUCAUCCUGUGUGGUCUCAACUUCCCUUUCUACCCGGUUGCUGUGCCGACGGGUAGUCGAGUAUAACACAGCAGCCCACCGCGGCCCAACCUGUCCUCUGUGAAUAAGACGUGCGUGUAGCACAGGUGUGCGUGCAUGUGUGUAUGUGUGUCCAUAGAUCUGUGGCCAUACAGUGUGCGUACAUGGAGUUUUUUGAGUGUGAAAACCCAAUGCAAAAGCAAUUCCUCCGCUGACCUUCUCUCCCAUCUGAUACAUUUGGAGCAGGAGGUAGGUGUGAGGAAAAUUCACAUCCUGGGGAUCCAGGGAGGCCCAGCGACCAUGGCCCACAUCCCAUGAGAUGUAUAACAAACUCACAAACUCUCCUGGCUUGGUCACUACCAGGGGUUACAUCAUGUCCUGGGGAUGUGUGUGUGUGUGUGUGUGUGUGUGUUGGGCCUUGGAGUUCAGGGAAGGCAAGUGGAAGCCUAUAUGUGUAAAUGAUAAGCAACUUGGCUUAGUUUGUAUGAGUGUGUAUUUUCCUUAACAGAUGAUGUGAAGGGCUUGUGCACAAGACGUGUGCGCGUGUGUAUGAAGUGUUGAUAGUUUUCUCCUCAGACAGAGCCCUCCAUGCUGUGAAUCAGACAUUAGUUUUGGGUGGGUACAGAUAGCUGUUUCUAUGCCACCUGGAAUAUGACUGAGUGUGUUCAUGCAUGCAUCCGUAGGGACCUCAUAACAUGUUUCUGCUUCUGGGUAUCACACACACACACACACACACACACACUUUACAUUUUAGGGUAUACUCCCCAUCCAGGCUGUGUCUUCGGGCUUAGUUACUUGCUCCCCAUCUCCUCAGAACUGCGGCCAUACACACUGCUCCAUCAGAAGGUGCGAGCGGAGCGUCCCCACCAGACCACCUGAUGGGGAAACACACACCCAGACUCUUACCUUUCUGUUUCUGCCCGAGGGCAGUACCGAGCCAUGGACAACCAGCAUAUACUAGCGGGCUCCAGAAUGCCGAGGCCGGGGAAGUCCCCAAAAAGUGGCCACAUGUAGGUGCCGGGGCCUUCCACAUUAACAUCAUAGCGCCCACCCCGGGCCACGCCCAUUUGUACACGACUGUCUCCUGGAAGGAGAAUGGUGGGACUCGUGAGAUCAGAUGCCAAGGGCUGCCCCUGGCGGGCGAAAAAUCACGGUCUUUCUCCUUCCUGCCUCUUAAACUCACACCUUAGGAGCUACUGUCUGUCCUCACUGCCCCAGAUAACGCUCUGGACUCUUUCUCAAGUAACUUGGGUUUGGGCUGCCGUAUUUCACACAUACCUGAGUGGCCAUUUAGGGUCGUCCUUGAACCUGUCCUCCGGACAUGUGUACUGCCGAAACAUCAGUCACGGGCACUACCGAGGCUGCGUGACAGGCAGGGUGGGACUGGGACUAGUCUCUGGCAGGAGGGAGUGGAGGGACCCUAACGUGGUUUGGACGGCUGUGUGGUUUGUGGGUUCUUGGGGAACGGGCAGGAGGUCAGCGGGAUAAAGGCCAGUGCUGGAAGUCCUGUGAAUGUGGAGGCAGUAGAUGGAGGUGCAUGCGUCCUGCCCUGGAAUAGGGCAGCCACGUGGUGGAGUGUGUGUGCGCACAAGUGCUUGCAGGACUGAGGGAGAGAUCUUGCAAAUAUGACCUUCCAGAUAGCCAAGAUUUUUCUGAGCCAGGGCUGAUAGCUGCCCCUUCCCUGCCUGCUGUUUGAGCCCUGUCCACCUGGUGUGUGUGUGUGUGUGUGUGUGUGUGUGUGUGUGUGUGUGUGUGCGUGCGUGCGCGUGCGCGCUUGUGUUUCUUGGUCCGUGUCCACAGGUAUGUAACCCCCAGAUUAGCUGUGCUGAGGAGGGAGCCUCCCUAUCCAUCCCAGAAUACUCUUCUAUGGGACAGGGGCCGCCCAGAGCCUCCCGCCCCAACCCUUGGCUUCUUUGAAGAUGUCAGAGGAGGCCCCAGCACCCAUCCCCUUCUUCAGCCAGAACUCCCUCUAACCCGCGUGUUUCCAGCAGCCUCCCCCACACCCCAGUCACGGUGUUCGCAAGGACAGGACUGUGGCUGGCAUGCUGCCCCCUGCCGCUUUCCACGGCACUGGACCCAUGGCUGCCCACCACUGAGCCUCCAGUCGCUGAGCAGCCCCCGAGAGUCUGCUGGAGCCCAGCUUUCUACAAGAUCCGCACCUCACAGGAUCGACAUGCCUGUUGACUGCUGUCCACGUGUGUGUCCUGGAUGGUUGCCUGGGGGCUGGUGUGUUUUGCAUGUUCUCAGAUCUGAGUGUGUGCUGCCUGCCCUCCACACACCUAAGCCCAAUCGUGCCCCCUUGGUGGUCCCGGGCCCACGCCAGGACUCAAUGCUUCCAUUCUCCCCUUCCUUGCCUCGUACAAAGCACACUACCUGUCCAUCUCACGUGCCCGUGGCUCAGCACGCUCUUGUCAUGCCUUGAGCGUGUACACAAUGUGUUCUAUGCACUUACCCUGCCCUCCCCACAGAGGACAAGAUGGUUGCCCCCAGCUCCCUUCCCCCCCCCCACUGAGCCUUUCCCCACGCCCGCUGUGCAGUUGUGUGCGUUGGUGUGUUUCUGUGUCGCUGGCGUGUCAUGUGAUGUAGCCAUGUUUGCUGACAUGAGCCCCUGCCCCCUUCUCUUUUUCUCCAUUGGUUUCUAGAACUCUCUCCCUCCCCUCCCCUGAGGGGACAGGACUCCUGGGGCCUGGCUGGGGGCCCAGAACCUGGCCACCCUCCUGUUAGCCCUCAGGGUCUUCCUUCUCUCUAUUGGUGACCAAGUUGCAAAUGGAUAAAAUACAGGAAAUUCUGACCCCCCUGCCCCAGACCUGCAUGUCCUGUCCCCAGUGGCCCCGAACCCCAUCCGGGGCCAGGUUGGGCCUGGUGGGACGGGAGAAAUAGCAACUAAUCCAACAGCGGG
This is a messenger RNA of Meriones unguiculatus (Mongolian gerbil), 4381 nucleotides long. It is a transcript of the gene Stx1b, whose product is annotated as syntaxin 1B. Gene Ontology annotation, cellular component: plasma membrane; SNARE complex; endomembrane system. Gene Ontology annotation, molecular function: SNAP receptor activity; SNARE binding. The record is from RefSeq and is a predicted model, not a curated record. Lineage: Eukaryota; Metazoa; Chordata; Mammalia; Rodentia; Muridae. Gene Ontology annotation, biological process: vesicle fusion; intracellular protein transport; exocytic insertion of neurotransmitter receptor to postsynaptic membrane. The transcript is spliced from 10 exons. The coding region runs from base 272 to 1138 and encodes 288 amino acids.